UGUACCUACAAGAGGUUGCUCCUUUUUACUUAUCUGGGUCUGAUUCUAGGACCGAAAUCAUGUUCAGGAUACAUGACUGCACAUUUUCAGCGCCUUUUUAAAUUUUUUUACUCCACUACCCUCUAGCUCUAGUGCGUACAGGGAGGAUGCCGACGUUGUAGCCCCUACGGAAUUACAAAUUAACGAGAGCCUGGUGCAGAGUUAACUAAUGAGUCCCAUUGUUGAAACUAACAUGCAAGGACUUGUGGCCUGGCAAGUCUUGAUUAAAAAUGGAAAAGUUGUGACCGAGUAAUUUUUCACUUUUACCUAAACAUGACCGACUGAUGGAUAGAUCUAAUUGUUUUUCUUUUAGAAAAGGAGGAUAGCCCCUGGCCUCUGCAUCAUAGUGAUGCAUACAGCUAUAAAAGAAGUUCUGACUAAAAGAGAGCAGCUCCCAUUAUCCAUCUAAACAUGCAUGGCCUAAGAGUCUGAUGCCUGCGACUCAGAUCCAUUUCAAAUCCGUCAUCUUUGGUCAUGACUUGGAUGGGUACUCACAUGCCUCUCGUGAGUCCCGAUUCCUGAGAACUGACGACGUGCAGCCAAGCCCGCAUAGUGGAUCGAUAAAUAGUCAAACUCUGUGUUCAUUAGAUGUAUAUAUUCUGUUCAGUGUUGCAGCUGGCGGACAGCUAUUAGCAUUUUCACUAAAUUUAAAUUUCAAGCUGUAAUGGGUUGUUGAUGGUGGAGUAAGGAGGUCACAUGCAGCUGGCUUGGUUCAUGCAAUUGAAUUUGGCGAGUGAGAUUGUUCUUGCGUCUGUACAGCUAGCGUCCAUACUUUAUAGAAAUACAAAUUAACAAUUGAUCCUUGCACGAGAGGGUGAUGAGGCUUCGCUGUAUCUUGGAACGAGAGCCUGCUGCAGAAAUAACUAAUGAGUUCUGCUGCUAAAACUAAUUAAUAUGCGAAGACUUGAAGCCUGCCAAGUAGUCUUGAUAAAAAAUGGAAGUUGUGAAAUGAUCGAGGUUGCUGACUAAACUUCUAUCUAUCUAAACAGGACCUCAGAGCCUGAGACCUGCAUCUCAGAUCCAUCCACAAGCAAACACUCACCGGAGAGGGAGAUAGACGGAAGCUCGAUUUGUGCCGAUGGAGGCGACGGCGCUGAGCAUUGGCAAAUCAGUGCUAAAUGGAGCUAUUUGGUACGCCAAAUCCGCCAUCGUGGAGGAGGUAGCUCUGCAGUACGGAGUCCAUCGCAACAAGGCCUUCAUCACAGAUGAGCUGGAGAUGAUGCAGUCUUUCUUGAUGGUGGCACACGAUGAGCGAGAUGAGCACAAUAAGGUGGUGAGGACCUGGGUGAAGCAGGUCCGUGACGUGGCCUAUGAUGUCGAGGAUGGCCUCCAGGACUUUGUCCUCCGCGUCCAUGGGAAAUCCUGGUGGCGCAUCCCUCGCACGUUCCUCGAUCGGCGCCAUGUCGCCAAUCAGAUGAAGGAGCUGCGUGCCAAGGUCAAGGACGUGAGCCAGAGGAACGUGCGGUACCACCUCAUCAACUGUGCCUCCAAAGCUUCUGACCUCUCCAUCACCACUGCUGCAGCCAUGUUUGGUAUCGAUGAAGCAGGAACUCAUGCCACAAGUCAGCAUGAAUCAGGAUCAAGAUUGGAUCUUACUCAGCUGAUUGUCAACAACAAGAAAGGCUUGGGCUCAGACCAAACUGGAGUUAUUGGAGUGUGGGGAACAAGCGGCACCCUCGGGCAUACCUCCAUCAUCUGGGAGGCCUAUGAGAAUACAAACAUCAAACUCAACUUCCCAUGCCGGGCCUGGGUCAGGGUGACGCACCCUUUCAAUCGCAAAGAGUUUGUUGAGAGUAUAGUGGAACAAUUUCGAGGAACCUCUGCAGGGGUGGUUGAAUUUCUUCUGGAGCCAGAGGCAAAGAAGACGACGCACGAGUUGGCUCAUGAGUACAACGGAUAUGUCAGCAAGAAUAGAUACCUGAUUGUGCUUACUGAACUAUCCACCAUUGAAGAAUGGCAUCGAAUAAAAACUUGCUUCCCAGAAAACAAACUGGGAAGCCGAAUCAUAGUGUCCACAGAGCAUGUUGAAGUUGCAAGUUUAUGCCCGGGCCAGGAAAGUAUUGCAUCGGGGCUCAAGCAAUUGUCUGCUGAACAGACUAUCUAUGCUUUCUACCAGCAGAGGUCCCAAGAUGUUACAUAUUCAUGGAAGCCAACAUCUAGCUCAAUACUACCCUGCACUGCUGAGAAUGAGAUACAAGAAGAACAAUCUAAUGAUAAUACUGAUGGAAAGAUGAUAGUACAAAAUAUGCCCACACGCAUCAACAUGAUGCCAUGUACUUUUGAGGAUUUUCAGCUUAUUGGGCGGGAGAAAGAAAAGUCUGAUAUUAUUGGAUUAAUUCGAAAACACGCUUGUACUCAAAAACUUCAGGUGAUCGCGCUCUGGGGAAUGGGUGGUAUUGGAAAAACCACUCUAAUCAAAGAUGUAUACCAGAGACAAGAGGUUAGCGACAUGUUUGAGAAACAUGCUUUUGUCACAGUUUUGCGACCUUUCAAGCUUGAGGAGCUCCUUAGAAGCUUAGCAUGUCAGUUCGAAGCAAAGAAGACCGGCAUGGACUUUGCAGGCGAUAGCGAAAAAGAUAUUGCUUUGAUGGGAGUUGCAAAGUUGACUGAACUGUUGGGCAGACGUUCACAAGGAAAAAAGUGUCUGAUGAUUCUCGAUGACCUAUCAUCGGUCAUGGAAUGGGAUAAAUUGAUGCCGAGUUUACUUGCAAUGAAAAAUCCAAGCUUGGUUAUUGUGAUCACAACAAGGCGAGAGGAUAUUGCUAAACAUUGUUGCCAGAAACCAGAGUACAUGCAAGAAGCAGAGUGCAUACGCUCGCUCAGUGGUCUACAAGACAAACAUGCAUGUGACCUCUUCAUAAAUAAGGUAUUUAAGAAUAAAUCCACAGAUUUGGCCAAGCACUAUCCAGAAUUGGUUGAACCCGCCAAGCUCAUCCUAAGGAAGUGCAAUGGACUUCCUCUUGCUAUAGUCACUAUAGGUGGUUUCUUGGCGGACCAACCAACAAAAACUGCUGCGGAGUGGAGGAAAUUAAAUGAGCAUAUCAGUGUUGAGCUAGAGAUGAAUCCAAAGCUUGAGGUCAUAAAAACAGUCCUUAUGAAAAGUUAUGAUGGCUUACCCUAUUACCUCAAGUCUUGUUUUUUGUACAUGUCCAUCUUUUCCGAAGACCGCAAUGUUAGCCGGCGACGAUUGGUGUACCGAUGGAUCGCAGAAGGUUACUCGCAGGAUAGAUCCGGAGCGGAUAGAUACUUCAUGGAACUCAUAGAGAGAAGCAUGAUAUUACCAACUCAGCAAUCAGUUUACAGCAUACAAGGAUUUGACUCCUGCCAGCUACAUGAUCUGAUCCGUGAUAUCAGCAUUGCCAAGUCAGUGGAGGAAAAUCUUGUUUUCAGGCUGGAGGAAGGUUGUAGCUCGAACACUCAUGGUGCGGUGCGUCACCUUGCCAUAAGCAGCAAUUGGAAAGGAGAUGAGCGUGAGUUCCAGAGCACCGUGGAGCUGUCCCGUAUAAGGUCAUUGACGGUGUAUGGCAAGUACAGGCCAUUUUACAUUUCCAAUAAGAUGAGGUUUCUUCGGGUGCUGGACCUUGAAGAUACAAUAGGUCUCACUGAUCAUCACCUUGAGAUCAUUGGGAAGCUUAUUCAUCUCAGAUUCCUUUCUCUAAGAAGGUGUUUGGACAUCUCCUACCUUCCAGAUUCCGUGGGUAACCUGAGACAACUUGAGACACUAGACAUCAGAUAUACACGAAUAUUGGUGCUGCCCAAAACCAUCACCAAGCUGAGCAAGCUACGUUAUCUGCAUGCUGGCGUGAGUUAUGGUGUUAAGGUUCCAGUAGGGAUUAGGAAAGUGAAUACCCUGCACACGCUGCGGUAUGUGAACCUUUUGGAGGGGAAUGCCAUCAUGCAGGAGAUAAUAAGUCUAACCGGCUUGCGCAAGCUAGGAGUGUUUGGCAUCAACGCGAAAAAUGGUCCGGAGUUCUGUGUAGCCAUUUCUAGACUCAGCUGUCUUGAAUCUUUGUCAGUUCGGUCAGAAAAAAAGGAUUUACAUGACUGCUUGCAUGGUAUGUCUUGGCCUCCGGAAAAACUGCAGACCCUCAAACUGCGUGGCUGCCUAAAUGGUUUGCCAGAAUGGAUCAAGGGGCUUGAGAAUCUCGUGAAGCUCAAUCUAGAAUUGACCGGGCUACUAGGAGAUAGUGAAACCAUGCAAGUCAUUGGGAACCUACCAAACCUAUCCAUUCUUCGUUUGCUGGACCGUGGUAUUGAAGAACCUAUCAGUAUCACUUUCCAGGCUGGCCUUUUCAGAAGCCUCGUGGUAUUCUAUCUUGUUUGCAUGCAUGUGAAAAUCGAAUCACUGGAGUUUGAGCAGACAGCAAUGCCGAAACUUGAGGUGUUGAGCCUGCGACUAUUUGAUUCUGCAACGGGCAUUUCUGGGCUGGGAUUUCUCCCAAGCAUCAGGGAAGUACAGCUCAUUGUGGAGUUUUACUCAUUUCAUAUCCAAUGCACUGAAGAUAUAACACAUAGAGAAGCACACAAUGAAGCAAGGCGCAGGGAAUACACAGUCAAGGAGGACAUCAGGAAGCAGCUCACCAGCAAUAAAAAUGGUCCCACUUUGAAGGUGCAACAUAUGUGUCGUCGGGAACAAGAACAGAAGCAGUUUCUGUUAAAUUUUGUGCAAACAUAACUUCUGUCUCUUCCAGAAGCAUACGAGGACUUUUUAUGUGGUUAUGCUUCAAACCUUCUUUUUCGACGACAAAUGUAGUUGUUCAACCUCAACCUGUGCUUUGCAACUCACAGGGCGCAAGCAAGAGGAAGAUGAAGCAUUAGAAGGACAGGGACUUCAAGUUGCAGGUGUUGUCGUCUGGGUUAUCAAUUUCUCUUCUGUUUUCUAAGAUGGUUGUUUCCAUUUCUUUUAGCCUGUACCAUAGCAAGUGUGAAUGGUACAGUUUGUAGUGUCUGUUAGAUUUAAUCUUGAUUCAGUUAUCUGCAUGAGUGUUGUUUCCGUUUUGCAUGUAGUUUAGUUGAUCGAGUAGCUUGCCGAGCUGUUGUAGGUCGAUAGGAGUCUUGGUUCAUCAGGUGUGCAGGGUAGGCGAGAUGCCAGAGAUGGAUGGAAUCUUUGACAUGUCACGCUAUUGAAAGUAACAUGCUUGA
Triticum aestivum (bread wheat) is the source of this 5181-nucleotide messenger RNA. RefSeq names its product disease resistance protein Pik-2. NCBI's taxonomy places the organism in Eukaryota, Viridiplantae, Streptophyta, Magnoliopsida, Poales, Poaceae. Gene Ontology annotation, molecular function: ADP binding. The transcript is spliced from 3 exons. Bases 1118 to 4714 code for a protein of 1198 amino acids. The record is from RefSeq and is a predicted model, not a curated record. Gene Ontology annotation, biological process: defense response to other organism.